CUGAGCUUUCUCCGUUGGAUUUUUCAUCUUGGAUACAUGCCCUUUGUGAUAUACAUGGGGAUGACGAACGAGGGCUUCCCACUGGAACAACCUAUCUCUCUUAUGAGUGUACUUCUCCCUUUCGCAGUUCCUCAAUAA
This is a messenger RNA of Hydatigera taeniaeformis, 138 nucleotides long. The record is from the annotation of a GenBank genome assembly. Lineage: Eukaryota; Metazoa; Platyhelminthes; Cestoda; Cyclophyllidea; Taeniidae.